CUUCUUUAAUAUCAUCGCCCCCAAACCAACAAUAAAACUAAGUCACACAACACCAACUCUCCUCCACCAAUCACCCAAAAAAAACACAUUCAACAAUUCAACUCAAUCACACACUUCAUUAUUUCAUUCAUAAAAAUAUAUAUAAAUGCUCACACCCUAAACCCAUUCCUUUCAAUUUUUCAAUCUCAUGGCUUCAAUUUCAAGCAUUUACUCUUCUUCCACUACACUCAACUUUCAAAACAACCAAAACAACCAAAACGCAUUCCUAACCUCAACACGACGUCGUUCGGAUCUUCCGUUUUACCAAAUCCGACCUAAACUCACCCAAACCCGCUCCGUCGCGCGCGAGGUUCCGACUAAUCUCUCCGCCGUUCAAUCGACAACACACCGUCUCGAGAAGGAUCCCCGCGCGCUAUGGCGGCGCUACGUUGAUUGGCUUUACCAACACAAGGAAAUCGGACUGUAUCUCGAUGUGAGCCGCGUCGGGUUCACCGAUGAGUUUGUUGAGGAAAUGGAGCCGCGGUUGCAGGACGCGCUUAUAGCUAUGGAGAAGCUUGAGAAGGGAGCGAUUGCGAAUCCGGAUGAAGGGCGUAUGGUUGGGCAUUAUUGGCUUAGGGAUUCGAAUCGUGCGCCGAAUUCGUUUCUGAAGUCGCAGAUUGAUAAGACGCUUGAUGCUAUUUGUGGAUUUGCUGAUGAUGUCGUCUCUGGUAAGAUUAAGCCGCCUUCUUCGCCGGAGGGGAGGUUUACUCAGAUACUUUCUGUUGGGAUUGGAGGUUCUGCACUUGGACCACAGUUUGUUGCAGAGGCGCUUGCUCCGGAUAAUCCUCCACUCAAGAUACGAUUUAUUGACAACACAGAUCCUGCUGGCAUUGAUCAUCAGAUUGCACAACUUGGCCCUGAGCUAGCUUCGACACUUGUAAUUGUGAUUUCAAAGAGUGGAGGUACCCCUGAGACUAGAAAUGGCUUAUUAGAAGUACAAAAGGCCUUUCGUGAAGCGGGAUUGGAUUUCCCAAAACAGGGUGUUGCUAUAACACAAGAAAAUUCAUUGUUGGAUAAUACUGCCAGAAUUGAGGGAUGGUUAGCUAGAUUUCCCAUGUUUGACUGGGUGGGAGGUAGAACAUCAGAGAUGUCUGCAGUCGGCCUGCUUCCAGCAGCUCUGCAGACUAUUAAUAUUCGAGAAAUGCUUCUUGGUGCAUCACUUAUGGAUGAGGCAAACAGGAAUACUGUGAUAAAGAAUAAUCCUGCAGCUUUGCUGGCUUUAUGUUGGUAUUGGGCUACCGAUGGUGUAGGAUCCAAGGAUAUGGUUAUCCUUCCGUAUAAGGACAGCCUGUUAUUAUUUAGUAGAUACUUGCAGCAACUAGUCAUGGAAUCUCUGGGCAAGGAAUAUGACUUGGAUGGUAAUCGGGUUAAUCAAGGAAUUAGUGUCUAUGGAAAUAAAGGAAGCACAGAUCAACAUGCCUAUAUUCAGCAACUGAGGGAAGGUGUACACAAUUUCUUUGCCACAUUCAUUGAGGUGCUACGUGAUAGACCACCUGGUCAUGAUUGGGAGCUUGAACCGGGUGUUACCUGUGGUGACUACCUGUUUGGUAUGCUACAGGGAACAAGGUCAGCUUUGUAUUCUAAUGACCGGGAAUCCAUCACAGUCACUGUGCAAGAAGUGACACCUAGAUCAGUUGGUGCCCUUGUUGCGUUGUAUGAACGAGCAGUUGGGAUAUAUGCCUCACUUGUCAACAUAAACGCUUAUCACCAGCCUGGUGUGGAAGCUGGUAAAAAAGCAGCAGGAGAAGUUUUAGCACUUCAGAAACGGGUGUUGGCAGUGCUAAAUGAGGCAAGCUGCAAGGAGCCUAUUGAGCCAUUGACAAUUGAAGAAGUAGCUGAACGUUGCCAUGCUCCUGAAGAUAUUGAAGUAAUUUACAAGAUCAUUGCUCAUAUGGCUGCCAACGAAAGAGCACUAAUUGCUGAAGGUAACUGUGGUUCUCCAAGGAGCGUCAAAGUUUUUCUCGGAGAGUGUAAUGUUGAUGAUCUGUUUGCAUGAGUUAGACGAAUGAAAUCCAUGUUUCGUAAUGUUAUACACAUGUUCAAAUACUCAUCGAAAGAGAGGAAGCCGGCUUGGAAUAAAUUACUUUGGAUCUCUUCAUCUUCAAUGAAAAAUGAUUUAUUUUUGUGUGGACGAACUUUUCAAAGAGUGGUUGAAUUUGGUUAUCUGAAAAGGAGCCAUGUUAAUAAACUUGACUAUAUAAACCAAAUGGAGAAUAAGAGAGGUCACAUACUGGCCAGCUUUUGUGGAAUGUUAGGUCAUUUUCAAAAGCAAAUUUCAAUUAUGUAAAAUUAAUUUUGUAUAAAUUUGUUUGGUUGUUAAUUGCCUUAAGUUUCUUUUUGAAA
Messenger RNA from Vicia villosa (hairy vetch), 2382 nucleotides. Its product is annotated as glucose-6-phosphate isomerase 1, chloroplastic-like. Gene Ontology annotation, cellular component: cytosol. Gene Ontology annotation, molecular function: glucose-6-phosphate isomerase activity; carbohydrate derivative binding; monosaccharide binding. The transcript is spliced from 14 exons. Gene Ontology annotation, biological process: gluconeogenesis; glucose 6-phosphate metabolic process; glycolytic process. The record is from RefSeq and is a predicted model, not a curated record. The coding region runs from base 188 to 2035 and encodes 615 amino acids. NCBI's taxonomy places the organism in Eukaryota, Viridiplantae, Streptophyta, Magnoliopsida, Fabales, Fabaceae.